CCUUUAUACGGCCUUGUUGCAUAUCUGCAACAUACCGUUUAAAUUGAGUUAUUUCGCAAUGGGUAUCAAGAAAGUGGUAUAGCAAAUUUUUUUGUAAGUCAGAAAUAUGUGUUUUUUCGAUUUUUGUAGCUGGUCGCACUUGUCCACAUGUCUUGCCAUACAAAUAUUAAAAUUUCCCGCCAAUUUAGUGAAUUGUGUAUAUGGUGUCCAAAUCAAUUUUAUAUUUGCAAAUUUUUCUAAUAACAAAAAUUUUUAAUUUGCGAACAACUACUUUUUAAAUAAGACAGUAUUUCUUACUUAGGAAUAAUGUCCGCAAGGGGAUUGACACCUUCGAAAAUCGCAAGAUUUUUUAAUAGUUUGGAGAGCGAGGACGAAUUCGAGUUUUCUGCCAAUGAAAAAAGUGAUUUCGAGCCAGACAAAGAAGAAUUGGAUGGUACGGAUGAGGACAAGCCUCAUAAAUGGGGAUAUAGAAUUUAUGUUCUUAGCGGUCAAUCAGGCUUCUGCUAUAAGUUUGAGAUAGAUUCAGGAAAUGAAAACAAAGUUUUGCCUAACGAACCAGAUCUAGGUGCGGCAUCAAACUGUGUUGUUAGAAUGGUCAGAGAAGUGCCCAGGCAUCUGAACUUUCGAAUUUAUUUUGACAAUUUUUUCAAUUCAUUGCCCAUUUUGAAAUACUUAGCGGAUGAAGGAAUUUUAGCUUUGGGUACUAUUCGAAGAAAAAGAAUUCAAAAUAACAAAACAAUUGAUAAUAUUAAUUUGAAGAAGCAUCCAAGUGGUACGUCUGUAGAAUAUGUCGCUGAUUUUGACGGAGUUGACAUAUCAGUAACAUCAUGGGUGGAUAAUAAAGUCGUAUCAUUGGCAUCCAACUAUGCUGGAAUACUACCAGAGGACAAAGCACGUCGAUUCAACAAAGCCAAAAAGGAAUACGUAGAUAUUGACCGACCCUUUGCAGUAGCACAAUACAAUAGCUAUAUGGGAGGUGUUGAUCUGAUCGACAGCAUUAUUGGAAGAUAUAAAAUUUUACUAAGAAGUAGACGCUGGCAGGUUCGCAUUUUUUACCAUCUACUCGACUUGACAGUGAGUAAUGCUUGGCUUUUGUACAAACGCGUUCACGUGAAUGCAUCAAUCACUAAACUCUUAGGAUCUUCCGAGUUUCGGAUAAAUAUUGCAGAGGUGCUAACAAAAAUUGAUACCAAAUCAAUAAUAGGAAAAAGAAGUUCUAUGCUCGAAAACGAAUUGCAGCAAAGAAAACAAAGAGGUCCUACGCAACGCGUGCCAAAUCGAAUGGUACGGCAGGAUGAAUUUGGACAUUGGCCUUUGUGGGGUGAAAAACGAAUAAGGUGCAAGUACCCGAAGUGUACGGGAUUCUCGCAAGUAAUGGGUGGGAAAUGUGAAGUGGCCUUAUGUUUCAACAAGAGAAACAAUUGUUUUAAAAAUUUCCACUUAAAUUAAAGUUUAAUAAAUAUAUUAUUAAGAUAAA
Messenger RNA from Drosophila mojavensis, 1477 nucleotides. Its product is annotated as piggyBac transposable element-derived protein 2-like. The record is from RefSeq and is a predicted model, not a curated record. The transcript has 2 exons. Lineage: Eukaryota; Metazoa; Arthropoda; Insecta; Diptera; Drosophilidae. Bases 307 to 1449 code for a protein of 380 amino acids.